Molecule: messenger RNA, 1671 nt
Organism: Didymella exigua CBS 183.55
Lineage: Eukaryota; Fungi; Ascomycota; Dothideomycetes; Pleosporales; Didymellaceae
Exons: 1
Coding region: 1-1671 (556 amino acids)
Source: RefSeq, a predicted model, not a curated record
AUGAGCAACUCUCACCGGAGAUUUCAUCGAAGGGCGCCCCAGGUCGAAGGCACCGGCUCCAACGUCAAAACCGUCAACGUCGAGGUCAUCGCUACCGUGGACACCGCUGGAAACGUGGUUGCCAAAACCACCGUAACGAAGCCAGACUCGACUGUUUCAACGGGAGCAAGCCAGGUACUACCCGUCACAAACGCUAGUGAUGUCUCAGCGCCCUCUGAAUCGUCAGAUGCGGCAGCAUCGACUCCUGCGGUCCCUUCGACAGCAUCUCUACCGUCAGAGACCCAGUCAGCAGUGCUUUCGACACCGACCGAAGCUUCGCGAGCAUCAGUGUCGUCCGUAUCAACCACGCCAAUUGUGGCUGCCGCCGCCGCGCUGCCUUCUGUACCAUCUGUCCCGGCCGUACCGAGUGUUUCACUUCCAUCCGUCCCGUCUGUCCCUGCAUUUCCAAGCGAUCUGACAGUACCCGCAUAUCCCUAUGCUACAUUAAGCGUCAGUACAGUCUCUGCCGAUGCGGACGCUGCAUCGUACGUAUCAAGCGUUACGGCUAGCAGUGAGCCAUCUAUUGUUGCUGCACUUACCGCAGCGGGCACGACCAAGUCGACAACAUCCAGCAUCUCCACUAGCACGUCUUCGAUCACUUCUUUGAUACUAUCCCCUUCGUCCACCUUACUUUCGACAACGAGCGAUUUCACAUACUCGUCACCCACUGUCGUCAACAUGGUAUCAGCAACUGCUAUCUCAUCUAGAGCUGCAUCAGGAUCCUUACAAUCCGGCUCUUCGCUGUCGACCACCGCAUCCUCCAACCGCGCCACGCCCACAGAAUCUUUAGAUUCCGCCGUGUCUUCAUCUUUUCAUGGAAGUAGCAGCUCCAGUUCGAAUGGCGUCAGCGGAUCUGCGACAGCGGCAUCCCCUGCUGAUACUAGCGCCGCUGCUGCUGGCGACUCUGACACUGGUAGCACUGCGCCUCUUGACACCCCGCAAGUUGUGGGUAGCGUAGUAGGCAGUCUCGCUGGCGCUGCUCUUAUCUUGGCUAUCAUCCUAAUGUUGCUCCGUCGCCACAAGCGCGGGAAGGGUGGAGCACUCCAGCUCACUAACAGUCACCCUAGAGAGAAUGAGCAACAGGCAACGCGCCAAGUACAGGCGCCAGCACCCGCAGCAAGGGCCAGCCUCGUGCCUUCCGCGUUCCUCAAUCGCUUUUCUGGUCUCUCUAGGUCGACCGCCGAGACCAGUUCGCCCACGGAACGCAGCUUUCAACGAGUGUCUGGACGCAAGCUACCGUCUGCUUUCAGUGAGGGUAUGACCUCAGACCAGUUCGCACGCGGCGGUCAUAUGUCCGGCAUGACCGACUCUUCUUUCUACCAAGACGAUCACGGCACAUACGGCGGACCUGGGCUGAACAAAGAGUAUGGAGGGGGAUUCGGCAAGGAGGUCGGCGAGACGUCCUUUGCUGGUGGUGCAGCCUUGAUGAACGUCCGACCAAGUCCCGCAAGGACACCAGUCAUCCACCACCCCACCGAAAACCCCUUCGACGACACAAAUCGGACUCUCAGCCCACCAAUGUCACCAAACCCCUUCUCGUCCCCCGCCGAUCUGUCACCUCGAGCCGCACUCGGUAGGAGCCUACACUCUGCUGAUGGCUCUCGAAGCUCGCGCUUCACCGAAAACGUCUGA